AUGCCGACCGCGACCCGCCACUGCAAGGGUGCUCCUCGCAACCACAGCAAGACGUACAAGGUUCCUCGUCGUCCCUUUGAGUCUCCUCGUCUGGAUGCUGAGCUGAAGCUGGCUGGCGAGUACGGUCUCAAGAAUAAGAAGGAGAUCUGGCGCAUCGCUCUGACGCUGUCCAAGAUCCGUCGUGCUGCUCGUGAGCUUCUCAAGCUCGACGAGAAGGACCCUAAGCGUCUUUUCGAAGGUAACGCCAUCAUCCGUCGUCUCAUUCGCAUUGGUGUGCUGGACGAGUCGCGCAUGAAGCUUGAUUAUGUGCUGGCCCUGCAGAUCGAAGACUUUUUGGAGCGCCGUCUUCAAACGCAGGUGUACAAGAGCGGUCUCGCUCGCAGCAUUCACCACGCUCGUGUGCUUAUCACGCAGCGUCACAUUCGCGUGGGCAAGCAGAUCGUCACCUCGCCCUCGUUCAUUGUUCGUCUCGAGUCUCAGAAGCACAUUGACUUUGCUCUCAACUCGCCUUACGCUGGUGCGCGCCCUGGCCGUGUCAAGCGUAAGCGCAUGGCUUCUGCCAAUGCUGCUGCGGGUGGCGAAGAGGAGGGUGGCGAAGAGGAGGAAUAA
Molecule: messenger RNA, 609 nt
Organism: Malassezia restricta
Lineage: Eukaryota; Fungi; Basidiomycota; Malasseziomycetes; Malasseziales; Malasseziaceae
Product: small subunit ribosomal protein S9e
Exons: 1
Coding region: 1-609 (202 amino acids)
Biological process (GO): translation; positive regulation of translational fidelity
Cellular component (GO): cytosolic small ribosomal subunit
Molecular function (GO): structural constituent of ribosome; rRNA binding
Source: RefSeq, a predicted model, not a curated record